AUGGCGCCGACCCUCUACCCCCGCGGCACCGUCAAGAAGAUCGUCAAGGCGCAUUCCAACAGGCCUUUGAGCAAGAACGUGGAUAUACUGAUAUACCUGAACUAUGUGCUGUUUAUGCAAGAACUCAUCAACGAAGCGAGCAUCAAGAGCAAACAACGCGGCGAGCGGGGCUUGUCUGCCAAGAGUGUCAAGAGGGUUAGCGAGGAUGUGCUGAGGAAGUACAAGGGUUGA
Messenger RNA from Alternaria incomplexa, 231 nucleotides. RefSeq lists its product as uncharacterized. Gene Ontology annotation, molecular function: protein heterodimerization activity. Lineage: Eukaryota; Fungi; Ascomycota; Dothideomycetes; Pleosporales; Pleosporaceae. The record is from RefSeq and is a predicted model, not a curated record. Gene Ontology annotation, cellular component: nucleoplasm; kinetochore. Bases 1 to 231 code for a protein of 76 amino acids. The transcript is spliced from 3 exons. Gene Ontology annotation, biological process: kinetochore assembly; mitotic cell cycle; chromosome segregation.